AUGCUACUCGGGCUCUCGCUACUAGAAGACUUGACCAUCGCACGCUUAAUCAUUUGCGGUGACUCCAACCUGGUGCUUCGCCAAAUGCGAGGGGAGAUGGACUGUAAAUCUCCCGGAUUGAAGCUGUUGAGACAACAGGUUUGGAACGCGCUGCGUGAACGGCCCGGGCAUGAAUUUCUGCAUGUCCGACGGGAUUGGAACGCGAGUGCAGAUAUGUUGGCCGGACAGACGCUCCAACGCCAAGGAAGUAAAGAUGUCCAUAGCGUCGAGGUGAUGGAGGAUCUGAAGACGCUGAAUCGGUUGGGAGAACGUGAAACGCGCGGUACAGACGACCACGUCGCUGAGCUUGAAACGCGCGGUCCAGACAACGAGAGACGCGGGACGGGGAGAGUCUGUCCCGUGACCACCCGGUCGCGCGACGUACUCCACCAAACCACGCGGAGGCAGCCGGAAUCCUUGAAGGAACUACAGGUGCAACGACUGAAACUGGAUCGGGUCCGCACGGCGCAGGACGAAGAUGAAGAGCUCUUGCUGUACUACCACGUACGGGGAGACGAAUCGACAGAAGACCGGGACUUGAUCAUGAAGUUGGUCGUGCCAGAGACCCUCCAGCAAGACGUGCUACACCACUAUCACGCGAUACUAGAAGGCGGGCACCAAGGUAUAGGCCGAACGUACCGACACGGUUUCAAAACCGUACAGCGUCACGUCGGAGAGUGCGUCGACUGCGAGUCGGGCAAUUGCAGACCGACAAUCCAAAGGGAAUCUCCCGGGAAUAUCAUAGCGACGUAUCCAUUCCAAGUGGUCGCGAUGGACCACAUACCGUCAUUGCCCGCGCCACACAAGGGAAACACGGAGUUGCUAAUCUGGGUUGACCUGUUUACGUGUUUCGUUAUCGCGAAGGCAAGUGCGUCCCGAACCGCGCAGACAGUCGCCGAAUCAUAUGAGGAGGCAGUCUUCAUGCGUUUCGGGGCUAGUGAAGCUAUUCGCCACGACCGAGAGCUGGGCGUCAUCGACUCGCGCGUAUCGCCUAACGGGGCGGCGGAGCGCAUGUUGCAGACGAUCACGAGGGUCAUCAAGAUGUACAUCACGGACAACGAUCAGCGCGACUGGGACGAAUACGCAGAACGGCUCAUCUACGCCCUGAGUACCGCCCACGGUCGAACACGGGACGAAACACCGUUUUUCUUGGUACAUGGUUGGGACCCACGGUCCACCCUGGAAGCGACACUAGCGAUUGGCAACACCUCACAUCGAGACGUAGAAGCUCGACGAUGGACGAUGUGUAUACAGCGUCACUACAAGACCGCACGGGCACAAGCACUCGAGUUGAUCCGCGAAGCAGUAGACGCGCGGGUCACACGGCAGAACGCGCGCGACGGAACACGCGAUACGACGCGGAUCACAAUUCUGGCUGUAUCUUGA
This is a messenger RNA of Phytophthora megakarya, 1425 nucleotides long. The record is from the annotation of a GenBank genome assembly. NCBI's taxonomy places the organism in Eukaryota, Oomycota, Peronosporomycetes, Peronosporales, Peronosporaceae.